AUGUCGCGAAAACCGGGCUCGGCCCUUCCGAAUAUCAACUCGGAGGACAUGUGCCCGGUGUGCAAGACGAUCCGGUACCUGAACAAAGACAUGGAGUUCCUCAUCAACCCGGAAUGCUACCACUCGAUGUGCUCCAACUGCGUCAACCGGCUCUUCAACGACGGGCCCAACCAGUGCCCCUACGCGGGCUGCCACCGCACGCUGCGGCGCAAGGGCUUCCGCAGCGCCUUCUUCGGCGACCUGGCGGUCGAGCGCGAGGUCGACAUCCGCCGGCGCGUCGCCGCCGUCUUCAACCAGGUCGAGGAGGACUUCGAGACGCUGCAGGACUACAACAACUACCUGCAGAUGGUGGAGGACCUGACCUUCGACCUGGUCUCGGGCAGCGAGGCCGCCCGCCGCGCCGCCGAGGCGACCCUGCAGCAGUGGGAGGUCGAGCACCGCGCCGACAUCGAGCGCAACCGCCGCGCCGGCAAGGAGGCCGACGAGCAGUCGCGCCGCCGCCUCGCCGCCGAGCGCGAGGCCGCCCGCCAGAGGCGCCUCGAGGCCCUCCGCGAGGCCGAGGAGGAGAAGCGCGAGCGCGCCAGGAGCCGCGAGGCAGAGCUCGACAGCCUCGCCAAGGGCGAGCCCCUCCCCGCCGCCUCCGCAUCCGCCUCUGCGUCCGCCUCCGCGCAGAGGGUGCAGCUCAAGAGGCGCGGGCAGGCAGCGGCAAACAGGGCGGCGGCGGAAGCUGCGGCAGCAGCGGCAGCAGCGGCAGCGGCGAACGGCUCCGGCGGCGUUGCCGGAGCCGGGACGGCUGCUGCGGCGGAUGUCGGCCGGCUGUCGAUCCGCGGGCUCAAGGAGAAGAAGAAGGCACCGACGCCCGAGGGGCCGUACGACCCCUUCGGCGGGCUCGACUUCGUGCCGAGCCGGUACAAGCUUCACGACGGGCUCUCGCACCCGGCGAUCGAGAAGUACAAGGUCGACCCGGCGCACGUCACGGGCGGCUACGACUUCGACGCGUACACCGCCAGGGCCAUGUUCGAGGCCUUUGCCGGCCUGGGCGUCUUCAUCGAGGACGAAAAGGAAGUGGGCAUUGGGUUGUCAGCUGGUGAGGUGGCCACCAUCGGCGCCGGGAUCGCUGCCGCGGGCGACAAGAUGGAGUUGGACUAA
Messenger RNA from Thermothelomyces thermophilus ATCC 42464, 1149 nucleotides. RefSeq lists its product as uncharacterized. The transcript has a single exon. Gene Ontology annotation, biological process: regulation of transcription by RNA polymerase II; positive regulation of cyclin-dependent protein serine/threonine kinase activity; nucleotide-excision repair. The coding region runs from base 1 to 1149 and encodes 382 amino acids. Gene Ontology annotation, molecular function: cyclin-dependent protein serine/threonine kinase activator activity. Lineage: Eukaryota; Fungi; Ascomycota; Sordariomycetes; Sordariales; Chaetomiaceae. The record is from RefSeq and is a predicted model, not a curated record. Gene Ontology annotation, cellular component: transcription factor TFIIH holo complex.